GGACAGAAUGUCUCUGCGGAAGACGUCUCGGCAUCGCAUGACUGACACCCGGCACAAAAAAUUUACUGCGUAGACAACGCGCCAAAAUGCGUAUAAAAGCUGUAGGCUGGCGUUCCUGGACGAGGUAUGUAAAGUAUUCCCAACAUCCAUUGGACUCCUCUUCAGUACUAUUCUUCUCUUCUCGCUGCUACUAUACCCAUCCUUCGUUUACCAUGAAGUUCUCGUCAGCCAUUGCCACUAUCAGCGUCAUUCUCGGCGCAUCAGCCCUCGUCCAGGCCAUGCCGGCAUACGAGUGGAGCAAGUAUGAGAGCUACGACCAGUGCGUCAAGGCGCACGACGGCAAGGUCUCGUGGCCGUACCCCGGACCUGGCGACUGCCACAACGUCGGAACCUGCGAGUGCCUGCCUGGAGGCAACGUCGGCUGCAUCUGCUAGGCCGCUGCACGCGCUGUACCAUGUCUGAUCUGUAUCGAUUCAUGACACUGUAAACUCUAUCCUGUAUACUUCCUUUCCUAACUACGCAGUUCCUUAAAGUUAUAGCAUUCUUUGUUUCUUUUCUCUAUCCGAUCAUAAUAAAAACGCUUUCUUGAUAGAUCUAGCUGAAUCCUGGUGGUUCGUUUGCGGAAAGAACAUCGGUCAUGCCGCCGAUGGUGUCCAUGAAGGCCACCAUGAUAAUGCGCUGGCCUUUGGUGAUAGCAAUCCCAGCGUGGUUCAGGUUUGCGUCGUGUACCCACGCGUCGCCGGGCUGCUGCUUGACAUGCAGAUCAAAGUCAGUGAACAGCGUGCCGCCGCCCUCGAAUUCGCUUGGGUCAUUCAGCAGCAGGGUCAGCGAGGCCAGACAUCCAUCUCUGUG
Molecule: messenger RNA, 852 nt
Organism: Linderina pennispora
Lineage: Eukaryota; Fungi; Kickxellomycota; Kickxellomycetes; Kickxellales; Kickxellaceae
Exons: 1
Coding region: 213-434 (73 amino acids)
Source: RefSeq, a predicted model, not a curated record